AUAUUUAGUUAUGCGAUUUGUAAUUGCCACAACUCACGCGGAGUCACUGAUCACAUCAUCCAUGCACAUUUAUUCCACUCGUUUCCUGCCAUUCGUACUUGAGCUGAUCACUAUACUCAGUGGCAGUCAUCGUGCUGUCAAGAUUCAAGCCAAUUUUUGGGGCCACAUACUUGUGUGCCCCAACCAGCCUUCAAAACCUCUUCGUCCUGCCUCUGCGCCUCCCACUCCUCCGCAGCAUGUCCCACAAGCCCAUCCAAACCCUACUCAAUGCCAAUGAGGAGUGGGCGCAGAACAUAAUGAAGAACACGCCCGAUUUUUUCGCUCGGUCAGCCACCAGUCAGAGCCCCAAGAUCCUUUGGAUUGGCUGCUCUGACUCGCGCGUGCCAGAAUCUGUUAUCACAGCGUCUAAGCCUGGUGAUAUAUUUGUGCACAGAAACGUUGCCAACCAAUUCCACCUCCACGAUGACAGCGCCCUCUCUGUCCUCGCUUUUGCUAUCAAAGAAGUUGGUGUUGAACACGUCGUUCUCGUCGGUCACACCAACUGUGGAGGUGCCAUGGCUUGCAUAGAAGCAGCCAAAAAGACAGCCGCUAACCCCGGCGCGUCCACCCCGCUCACGCGCUGGCUGAGCCCCCUCACCACACUCGUUCGAUCUCUCGACCUCUCCGCGUGCUCUGCGAGUGAGGCGCUGAACAAAGUCGUUGAAGCCAAUGUCAUCAUGCAGGUCAACAAUAUCUGCAAAUCGGAGCCGAUUACCACUGCCUGGGCAGACCCGAACACGAGAAAAGUGACCGUGCACGGAUGGAUGUACGACCUCGCUGAGGGACGCAUCAAAGAGCUUGUCGUCCGGGACGCUCAAGCGUAACGAGAACAGUUCAUGACUUGUUUAUCUUUGAUGCCAAUGCUUUGCGAUAAAUUCAUGGUUUUCGAUGCAUUCUUUGCUAGUUUCGUGUAAAAUCACUGCACACGUCAAAGGGUGUGCUGCGGGUUGUUUCUGUGUAGGAUUAUGCGUGUCAAUGCAGCUCUUCCUUCCGUCCCCCCACAUUUGAUUGUCGAAUCAAGUCCUCGGGGUUCAAUCAUUGCGAUGCCCCAUUACCAAUGACACGACUUCGGGGAUAAUGAGUGGCACCAAAAUCCCCGUGAGAUUGAUUUGAUGUAGACUCUGAGGCAAUGAUGAUUCCGGCGCCCAAUUUCAUUGUCAGACCGAGGCAAUCCCACAAAGUCCCACUCCAAAGCAGGAGGUGAUAGUAUUCGGUCUCUUGGAUCUCUUCCAAUGUACUCGCGUCCGACGCUCUAAAUUGGUGUGCAGACGAGUCAGUACAACCAUAACGCCGCAGAUAACUGAUAGAA
Suillus clintonianus is the source of this 1348-nucleotide messenger RNA. RefSeq names its product carbonic anhydrase. The coding region runs from base 237 to 863 and encodes 208 amino acids. Lineage: Eukaryota; Fungi; Basidiomycota; Agaricomycetes; Boletales; Suillaceae. Gene Ontology annotation, biological process: cellular response to oxidative stress; cellular response to carbon dioxide. The record is from RefSeq and is a predicted model, not a curated record. Gene Ontology annotation, molecular function: zinc ion binding; carbonate dehydratase activity. The transcript is spliced from 4 exons.